CCAGCGGAGAGGCAGCAGAGAGGAGGAUGAGGAGGAGGAGGAGAAGCUGAGGACACGCCGGGCGGACGACUGCGGAUCUAGGACGAUGCUCGGCCUGCUGCGCCCCCUACUGGCCGCCUGCCUGUACCUGCAGCUGCCCGGCUACAGCAACGGCUACAGCAACGGCUACAGCAACGGCUUCCACUACCAGGACAUCAGCAACGGGAACGGGAACGGAGAGAUUUACUUCAACGGGAUUCGUCUGCACGUGGAAUCCCCGCAGCUCUCGGUGUCGGCCACCAGGGGCAGCAGCGUCACCCUGCCGUGCCACUUCCACUACGAGCCCGAGCUGGCGGCGCCGCGCCGGACGCGGGUCAAGUGGUCCUGGGUGCCCGCCAGCCUCGCCGGUGGCCCCGCCUCCUCCGAGGAGGCCUUCGUCAGGGAAACCCAGGUGAUGGUCGCCAUGGGCGACCGGCACCGCAGCUACGGCGACUUCCGGGGCCGCGUGCGCCUGCGCCGCUCGGCGCCGGGCGACAUGUCGCUCGUGAUCAACGAGCUGCGGCUCAACGACACGGGCCGGUACCGGUGUGAGGUCAUCGACGGCCUGGAGGACGAGAGCGUGACGGUGGAGCUGGAGCUGCGGGGCGUGGUGUUCCCGUACUAUUCCCAGAAAGGACGCUACAUCUUCGACUUCUUCGGGGCGCGGCGGGCGUGCCGCGACCAGGAGGCCGCGCUGGCCACGUUCGAGCAGCUGUUCUCGGCGUGGCAGGACGGCUUGGACUGGUGCAACGCCGGCUGGCUGGCCGACGGCACCGUGCAGUAUCCCAUCACGGCGCCGCGCGACGGCUGCGGCGGCGCCGACUUGGCGCCCGGCCUGCGCAGCUACGGGCAGCGGCACCGCCUCCUCCACCGCUACGACGCCUUCUGCUUCUCCGCCUCCGCCAACGGGGCCGUCUACUUCCUGAAGCACCAGACCAAGCUCAACUUCACCGAGGCGGUCCAGGCCUGCGCCGGCGACGGGAGUCAGAUCGCCAAAGUGGGCCAGAUGUACGCCGCCUGGAGGCUGAUGGGAUUGGACCGCUGCGACGCCGGAUGGCUGUCCGACGGGAGCGUCCGGUACCCCGUCACCAGGGCCCGGGCCAACUGCGGCCCGCCGGAACCAGGGGUGCGUAGCUUCGGGUUCCCCCCGCCGUACCUGAGAUUUGGCGUCUACUGUUGCCGGUAGACGCUUUGGGCUCGACGCGUUGACACCAGCGCGCCUCCGGAUGGCUCCCGGUAACCGUGACAAAUCAGCCGGUGAGCCAGUUUUUUCCUUUCUGGAUCAAUCGCAACCCACCUCCGUAAGACUGAGCUUCCAGUCAACCUACACCGUGUGAAGCCACACAAUAUGUCUACACUCUAUGGUCAGAAGUAUGUGGGCACGCACAAGUUCCUCCACACCAAACGGUGACUGUGUACUCUGUGAUGUGGAAACACAGGAGAGGAAAACAGUUGGAAGCAUCUCGCUGUCGAGAAUGCGUUGAUGUUGCUGUCGUAUUAAGAGCUACUUUUAAUUGGACACAUUUAAAUAGCUGAAACAGCAGCGUCCACAUAUUAUUGGCCAUAAAGUGUCAAAUGUCUCAAACACAACAGCAGAAAAAGAACACAUUCCCCAUAGUUUGUGUGUAGAUAUAUAUAUAUAUAUAUUAAUAUAUUUAUAUAUAUAUAUAUAUAUAUAAAUAUUGUUUUUCCUGGCAGAUUAAAUCAAGCUAAUCGUGAUUUAAAUUAUUUUGCAGCCGUUUAUUUCUCUUUAUGACUCACUAUUCAAAAUCAACUCAAAACUGAACUCCAAUCCUUUGGGUUUAAUGCCUUGCUGAAGGGCACUGUGACGUGUGAGGGAGUGGUUUCUCGCCAUGGUCCUGUCAGAUUUUUUUAUCUCCUUUCUAUGUUUCUAACACUGUGAAAUAUACCCGGAGUCUUUGCCGGCCUCCUUAACUGUCUGUGUACCCCGUUUUAUAAGGUAUAUCGCUUCUCUUUUAACUUUUUAAGAAGUCAUGAGAGAAGCAAUCAGUGAGUAUCUGUGUUGUGAUAUUUAAAGUACCUGGUGUUUACGUCCAUUGUGUACCUGUCUUAUGCAUUUGUACUAUUUUCUACAAAUUAAUAAAAACAUUCCUGUCAAGAAGUU
Molecule: messenger RNA, 2143 nt
Organism: Pseudoliparis swirei
Lineage: Eukaryota; Metazoa; Chordata; Actinopteri; Perciformes; Liparidae
Gene: hapln3
Product: hyaluronan and proteoglycan link protein 3
Exons: 5
Coding region: 86-1204 (372 amino acids)
Biological process (GO): cell adhesion
Molecular function (GO): hyaluronic acid binding
Source: RefSeq, a predicted model, not a curated record